AAUUCACUUCAGAAGACCAGAACUACACUUCCCGGCAUGCCCCUGGCGAGAGUGUUUGGUGACGUCAUCUCCUCGCGCCGGACAGAAGUUUAGCACGUUGUUGGUGUGUACUCAGGGAGACUGUAUUAAGAAAGAUGCCGAAAGUCAAGUCCGAGAAGAAGAGUCGUAAGCACCAGGAGAUCAGGAGCCAGGGGGUUAUGUUCAAUACGGGUAUUGGGCAGCACAUCCUGAAGAACCCGCUCAUCGUGAACAGCAUCAUUGAGAAGGCCGCCAUACGACCAACAGAUGUCGUGCUGGAGAUUGGUCCUGGCACAGGGAACAUGACUGUCAAGUUAUUAGAGAAAGCCAAAAAGGUUGUCGCUUGUGAACUUGAUACACGACUUGUGGCGGAGCUCCAGAAGAGAGUCCAGGGCACACCUGCUGCAAGUAAACUUCAAGUCCUGGUUGGAGAUGUGUUAAAGACUGACCUGCCGUUUUUUGACCUGUGUGUGGCCAAUUUACCUUACCAGAUCUCCUCUCCCUUUGUUUUCAAGCUCCUUCUUCACAGACCGUUCUUCAGAUGUGCGGUGCUGAUGUUUCAGAGAGAGUUUGCAAUGCGGCUGGUGGCCAAGGCAGGAGACAAGCUGUACUGCCGCCUGUCCAUUAACACCCAGCUACUGGCUCGUGUAGAUCAUCUCAUGAAGGUUGGGAAGAACAACUUCAGACCCCCUCCAAAAGUGGAAUCCAGCGUUGUUAGAAUAGAACCAAGAAAUCCUCCUCCUCCCAUAAACUUUAAGGAAUGGGACGGAUUGGUACGAAUUGCGUUUGUAAGGAAAAACAAAACACUUUCUGCAGCAUUUAAAUCCAGCGCAGUCCAGGAGCUGUUGGAGAAGAAUUACAGGAUACACUGCUCCCUCCACAACAUUGCAAUACCAGACAAUUUCAGCAUAGCCGAGAAAGUUGAAAAGGUCCUCACAGACAGCGGAUUUAGAGAAAAACGGGCCCGAUCUAUGGACAUAGAUGAUUUUAUCAGAUUACUUCAUGGGUUUAAUGCAGAUGGAAUCCAUUUCUCUUAAAUUAUUUGGCUUAUCCUUUCUAAACUUAUAAUAGGGUAUUCUGUUCUAGUAUCUGUAUGGGCACAGAGCCAGUAAGUGGCUGGACACGGGUGUGUAUGUAAGUGAAAAUGCUCCACUAGUCUGACCUCAGAUGUGUGCCUGAGGCCUCAACUUGUACAUGGAGCUUACACUCUACAGAU
Molecule: messenger RNA, 1234 nt
Organism: Bufo bufo (common toad)
Lineage: Eukaryota; Metazoa; Chordata; Amphibia; Anura; Bufonidae
Gene: DIMT1
Product: DIMT1 rRNA methyltransferase and ribosome maturation factor
Exons: 12
Coding region: 135-1055 (306 amino acids)
Biological process (GO): rRNA methylation
Cellular component (GO): mitochondrial matrix
Molecular function (GO): rRNA (adenine-N6,N6-)-dimethyltransferase activity
Source: RefSeq, a predicted model, not a curated record